This is a messenger RNA of Cucurbita maxima (winter squash), 1135 nucleotides long. Its product is annotated as putative dihydroflavonol 4-reductase. The record is from RefSeq and is a predicted model, not a curated record. Lineage: Eukaryota; Viridiplantae; Streptophyta; Magnoliopsida; Cucurbitales; Cucurbitaceae. The coding region runs from base 103 to 1110 and encodes 335 amino acids. The transcript is spliced from 5 exons.
CUGAUUUGUGUAGAGAAUUGAUUAUGAAGCAAUAUAUAAUUUUGGGCAUUGUAAGGUAUUUCCAUAUCUUGCGAAUUCAGUCGCUUUGCCUUCGUUGGAAGUAUGAAGGUUCUUGUAACUGGGGCGUCUGGAUAUCUGGGCGGAAGGCUGUGCCAUGCAUUGUUGAACCGAGGCUUCUCCGUUCGGGCAUUGGUCCGUCCGACCAGUGACCUCUCAUCUCUUCCUCAUGAUCCUUCCGCUCUUGAGCUCGUCUAUGGCGAUGUCACCAACUACCAGUCGCUCCUAGAUGCUUUCUCCGGCUGCCAUAUCGUAUUCCACGCAGCCGCACUAGUCGAGCCCUGGAUUCCUGAUCCAUCCAAAUUCAUCUCAGUCAACGUUCGAGGGUUGAAGAACGUGUUGCAAGCGGUUACAGAGACGAAGACGAUCGAGAAGAUAAUCUACACGUCGUCGUUUUUUGCGCUUGGCUCCACCGAUGGAUAUGUUGCCGAUGAAAACCAGGUCCAUCACGAGAAGUUCUUUUGUACGGAGUACGAGAAAUCAAAGGCUAUUGCUGACAAGAUUGCAUUGCAAGCUGCAUCUGAGGGCGUCCCGAUAGUGCCGGUUUAUCCCGGAGUUAUCUAUGGUUCUGGAAAGCUUACGGCUGGAAAUGUCAUCGCCCGCAUGCUGAUCGAACGGUUCAAUUGGCGAUUGCCGGGUUAUAUAGGCCAAGGAACCGAUAGAUACUCGUUUAGCCAUGUCGACGAUGUGGUAGAAGGGCAUAUUGCAGCAAUGCAGAAAGGUCGAGUAGGUGAAAGGUAUCUUCUAACAGGAGAAAAUGCAUCAUUUGUGGAUGUUUUUGACACAGCUGCAGCCAUUACUGGUACAAGAAGACCAAUGUUUAACAUUCCAUUGUGGUUGAUCGAAGCAUAUGGUUGGGUUUCAGUUUAUAUCUCUCGGAUCACUGGGAAACUUCCUCUCAUCAGCCCCCCGGUUGUGAGUGUUCUGAGACAUCAAUGGGCAUAUUCGUGCGAGAAGGCGAAAGAAGAACUGGAUUAUAACCCCAGAAGCUUGAAAGAAGGAUUAGAAGAAAUGGUUCCAUGGCUAAAGAGCUUGGGUUUGAUAAAGUAUUAACAAGAAAUGGUGCUGCGCUGGUAAG